This is a messenger RNA of Nerophis lumbriciformis (worm pipefish), 420 nucleotides long. NCBI's taxonomy places the organism in Eukaryota, Metazoa, Chordata, Actinopteri, Syngnathiformes, Syngnathidae. The record is from RefSeq and is a predicted model, not a curated record.
AUGGCGGUGUGCAUAGCUGUCAUAGCAAAAGAGAAUUAUCCGCUGUUCAUCCGCAGUGUUCCUACUCAAAAUGAGCUGAAAUUUCACUACACCGUGCACACUUCAUUGGAUGUGGUGGAGGAGAAGAUUUCAGCUGUAGGGAAGUCAUUGGGGGACCAGAGGGAGCUCUACCUUGGUCUCCUCUAUCCCACCGAAGAUUACAAAGUAUAUGGGUAUGUAACAAACUCAAAGGUCAAAUUUGUCAUUGUUGUCGACUCAUCCAACACAUCACUGCGAGACAACGAAAUAAGAAGUAUGUUCAGAAAACUGCACAACGCGUUCACUGAUGUAAUGUGUAACCCUUUUCAUACGCCAGGAAACCCUAUUAAGUCAAAGGCAUUUGAUGAAAUAGUUUCUGGGAUGAUGACUCAAAGUGCUUAA